AUGGUGUUCCUGUUGAUGAGUACAGUCGUUAACUCUUACUGCUUAGAUGGUCGAGUUGAUUUGGGGUUCUCUCUUUUGGCAACCUUAUUCAAGAGUGGGCUUGUGCCUGAUGUGGUCAGCUUUAACACUACACUUAAUGGAUUUAUAAAUUUGUGUGAACCCAACAAGGUGACAUUUGGAAUUGUGAUUGAUGGCACCCGUAUUGAUGCACUGUGCAAGGAUAAAAUGGUUGAUCUAGCUCUUUGUCUUUGGCACGGGAUGAUUGAUAUGGGCAUUGCUCCAGAUAUUGUGGCGUACAGUAGCUUAUGUCAGGGCUUUUGUAAUUUAGAAAAAUGGAAUGAGGCAAAAUAUUGUUUGACUGAGAUUAGUUUUGUCAUGGUUAAGAAAGCUGAGACUUCUGAGGUAGUCACAUACAAUAUGUUGAUGGAUGGAUACCGUUCACUAAGCCAAAUUGAUGAUGCAAGAAGAGUGUUUGAUGUCAUACUCGCUGAUGGUCUCCUUCCUGACAUGAUCUCCUACAAUAUUUCGAUGCAAGCGUACUUUGAUGGAAGUAACUUUGAGGGCAUAUGCUCCAUGAAAUUCAAAAUUUGGGCUAAAUUCCUUUAA
Messenger RNA from Oldenlandia corymbosa var. corymbosa, 606 nucleotides. NCBI's taxonomy places the organism in Eukaryota, Viridiplantae, Streptophyta, Magnoliopsida, Gentianales, Rubiaceae. The record is from the annotation of a GenBank genome assembly.